CUCUGAACUGAGAGAUAUUGUGUACAAUAUCAGAGAUUGAUAAUGUACAUGUAAAUAUUUGUGUUAAAUGAUAAGACAAGUGAUAUCUGUUUGUACAAUCCAAAGUGGCAAAGAUGUAAAUUGCACAAUCAGUAAUUCAGUCACCCGCGAACUUCGCUGAUCUCGUACAGUUGUCAGUAAAGCAGUUAAUUACGAAAAUGAUAGAUGCAAGAAUAAUUGAUAUCGAUGUGAAGGAUAUUAGAUUCCCAACGUCAUUAUUGGCCGAUGGCAGUGAUGCAAUGCAUACUGAUCCUGACUACUCUUGCGCCUAUGUGACAAUAAAAACUGAUCAGGGAUAUGAAGGCUAUGGUCUUACAUUUACUUUGGGAAGAGGCACUGAAGUUGUGGUGCAAGCAUGUAGAUCCAUGUUUGGAUUGGUAAAGAAUCAAACAACGACUCAAAUUUAUGGUGACUUUGCGUCCUUUUGGAGAAAAUUGACGAGCGAAUCGCAAUUGAGAUGGAUCGGACCUGAGAAAGGUGUGAUUCACCUAGCUACAGCAGCUAUCAUAAACGCAUUGUGGGACUUGUGGGCCCGAAUCGAGGAUAAGCCUGUCUGGAAGCUCCUGACAGACUUAACGCCCGAACAACUCGUUUCCACUGUGGACUUUCGAUACAUUACCGACAUGGUAACCAAGGAGGAAGUGAUAGAUAUGCUCAGGAAAAAUGAACCGUAUAAAAAAGAACGUGAGGAGCUCCUGAGAAGAAAUGGAUAUCCCGCAUACACAACUCAAGUGGGAUGGUUGGGUUACAGCGAUCAGAAAGUCAAAGAUCUUUGUGCGAAGUAUUUGCGUCUGGGUUUCACGCGCUUCAAAGUGAAAGUGGGUCAGAAUUUGGAGGACGACGUCAGGAGAUGCCGUUUGGUACGCGAAGUUAUAAGCUACGACAACAAAUUGAUGUUGGACGCGAAUCAAAUCUGGGAUGUGAACGUGGCGAUUGAAUGGAUGGACAGGCUAACGGAAUUCAAGCCUUUCUGGAUAGAAGAGCCAACAUCGCCUGAUGAUAUCUUGGGACACGCCAUGAUAGCUGCCGCCUUACGACCGCACGGUAUCGCGGUUGCCACCGGUGAGAUGUGCGCGAAUCGCGUCCUGUUUAAGCAACUGCUGCAAAUGCGAGCGAUCAACAUCUGUCAGAUUGAUUCGGCGAGGAUCGGAGGAAUCAAUGAAAUUUUAUCUGUAUAUUUUAUGGCAGAAAAGACUAAAACACCAGUUUGGCCACAUGCUGGUGGAGUGGGCCUUUGUGAGAUGGUACAGCAUCUUCAAAUGUGGGCUUACAUUUGCCUAUCUUCGUGCGUCGAGGAUUGUGCGAUAGAGUUUGUAGAUCAACAGCAUGAACACUUUGUGGAUCCUGUACUUGUUGAAAAUGCCUCUUAUAAACUGCCUACACUUCCCGGAUAUUCAACCAAGCUUAAAGAUGAUUGUAUUUUAAACUAUACUUAUCCAGAGGGUAAAGAAUGGAAAUGAUAGAACUAAGGAUUUUUUAAAAAAUUAUCAAAAUAAAGUAGAUAUCUUAUAGAUUA
This is a messenger RNA of Harpegnathos saltator (Jerdon's jumping ant), 1555 nucleotides long. RefSeq names its product mitochondrial enolase superfamily member 1. Lineage: Eukaryota; Metazoa; Arthropoda; Insecta; Hymenoptera; Formicidae. The record is from RefSeq and is a predicted model, not a curated record. Gene Ontology annotation, molecular function: magnesium ion binding; L-fuconate dehydratase activity. Gene Ontology annotation, biological process: amino acid catabolic process; carbohydrate catabolic process. Bases 198 to 1499 code for a protein of 433 amino acids. The transcript is spliced from 6 exons.